CUGUGAUUGGCUGCUGUCCCGAAAACCUCGGAAGUGUCAUUUUUGGGCUUGAAGCAAAACUUGGGCGCAUCUAGCGGCGGUGUGGCGGCGUCUGAGAGCUGAUUCACAACUUUCAGGACUAAAUGGCCAUCUGAAAGGAGUAAAACAGGAGGCGGGAGGAUGUCUGUGGAGGUGGACUUGUUGCUGCAGGAGGCGAAAGAAAGCAUCGAGGCGGCCCAGAACUACCGCAGUGAACUCCAGCAGCGCCUGCAUGGCCUCAACCAGGCCCGCAAACAGGUCCGGGGCAGCUCGAGUCAGGCGCGCGAGGCCCUCCGGCGGCACUUCACAGAGCUGCAGGCGGCGGCGGGUCGGCUGCUGACGGAGCGGUUGGCCACCCUGCUGGCCGAGGUGGACGCCAUCGAGGCGGACAGCGUCAAACCGCUAGAUGACUGCCAGAGCCUCAUUGAGCACGGGGUAGGCCAGGCCGACGAGCUGCUGAGAGAAGGGGAAGCAGCUCUGCGUUGUGGUCUCGGGGAGAAGGAGGACAAACUGGGCAGUUUCACCAAGAAGGCCACGCACAUCCAACUGGACAGCUUACCGGAGGUACCAGCGUUGGUGGACGUGCCAUGUGUUUCCGCCCAGCUGGACGACUCCCUGCUGAGUCUGCUGAGGGACCGGGUGUCCCGCCUUGGCUCCGUCUCCUCCCACCCGCCCGUCCAGAUAGAAGAGCUGCAGGAGAGACCAGGCAGCGUCCUGGUCCGCUGGUGCAAGGUGGACGAGGACUUUGCAGCAGCAGAUUACCGGCUGCAGUACCGGCGGUCUGGCAGCGGGGGGAGCCAGUACGAGGACGCCUACAUCGGUCGGGACUGCGAGUUCCUGGUUCUCCACCUCGACCCUCACACUGAUUAUCUGUUCAGGGUGUGCGCCCGCGGGGAGGGUCGCACCGAGUGGAGCCCCUGGAGCAUCCCACAGACGGGAUACACCACACUGGCACCGCACGAGUGGUGUCCGGGUACGGAGGGCUACAUCCUGAGCAGCAGGAGAAACAUCGCCCUUCGCAAUGACUCCUCCCAGUCACGCUGCCCCGUCCUCUACUCCAACACACCCACCUACUUCUGUGGCCAGACGCUCACCUUCAAGAUGUCUGCAGCCGGUCAGAUGGAUCGGAGGGACAGUCUGGGCGUGUGUGUGGACAGCGGGAAGGGGGUGGAGUCACUUCAGAGAGACCAGGCCGUCUGCAUCUCCACUAACGGUGCUGUAUUCGUCAACGGUAAAGAGAUGACCAACCAGCUGCCCGGCAUCACCGUGGGCUCCGCUGUGACCUUCGACAUGGAAGUUGUGAACCUGUUUCCUGUCAGCAACAACAACCUGAGCGAGGGGGGAAACUUCAAGCUGAGGGUCACCAUCGGCUCAGGGAAUCGGGAGGUAGUGUGCGAUUGGCUGGUGGACCAGGCGGUGGACUGCCUCUUCUUCGGCUGCUCCUUCGUCCACUCCGGCUGGAAAGUGCUGGUGUUUUAACCUGCUGGAGUUCAGGAGGCCGUCACACAGGCUUGGUCAUCUCCGGUUUUCUUCUUCUGAGUCUGGGAAACGAUCUGUUGAUUCUUCAACAACCGUUACCUUUCAGACAAGUUUUUCUAAAUUAGCAGCUACACAUGAUAUUCGUCACGUACUGACUGUGUCUGGGAGCGUUGCUGCCUCCUUGUGAGGAAAUAUGAUUCUCUUUGUGAAACCCUGUCAGUGUUUUCGAUCUUCUCCACUCUACAUGUGAACCAACAGAUCAUCACCCCAACAGUGAUCCUGCUCUUCUUCAGCCUUCAGGGAACCGUGUUGUGUUCGUCACAGCUUCCUGGCUUUUAGUUUGAUUCUCGGGCCUUCUGACAAGGUUGGCUAUUGUUUACAGCUUUGUUUUUUAUGUGGCAUCUUCCCUCGCUGUGGGGAAGACUUUCAGUGGGCUGUUGAUCUAUGCAUCGUCUUAAUUCAGUAAGAGUUUGACAGCCUGCCAGGACACUGUUCUUAAGAGGCCAUAAGACUAUAGAUACGUUUUUAUUUUUUAUUUUUUUUGGGAGCAGCAGGAAAUAAAAGACAGACGUGUUACAAUCUGUUAAACCUGCUGCUCUUUUUUUUAUUUGUUUAUCUUUAAAAUAACCCGUCACUGUGAAAGUCUCACCUCGCCUCGUCGUAUUUUUCUUUUGCCUUCUAAACGUGUUCAUCGGAUGUUUAAAGUUUACAGUUUGACAAAAACACAAACCGGCCUGAGUGUUAUCUGCCGCUCAUUUAAAAACAAUGACCAAAGACGGAGUUUGGUGACGUGGUGAAGCAGCGUGGGAUCAUGGGAGUUGUUGUCUUCAUGUCAGUCAGCUUCUCCUGGUUAGGAUUCCUUCAGUGUUCAUUGUUUUCACCACAGAGGUCUCCUCCUCUCCAAAACCAACCGACCCGCUGAUUAAAACUGGUAAAAACACUGAAUUCAUGUUAAAAAUCAUUGAUCAAAAUCAUCAAUUAGACAUUUAAAUAUGGAAAAGUUAGAUAUUAUACCUUCAAAUGGAUCUUGAGUUUAUUUUCCUUCAUGUCAAACUCUUGAGAUAAAUAAAGCUACUUUACUGCCUCCAUGAAGAGAAAACGGUUCAAUAGUUGAACAUGUGUGAAUUAUUAUCUUUGGAAAGAGACAUUGUUGUUGAGUUUUACAGCUUUUAGCUCCAGGCUGAAGAACGUUUUUUGUUUGAACUGUCGCCUUUAAAACAAUCCAGCUGUUACUUUGAAUUGUUUUUAGCCGUUUGCAUUGACAAUCCUAACAGUAUUUACAAAAACCUGCCGUUGUAGUGGGAGGAUGAGAGUUGAGCGUCAUGUAUGUUUGAUGGUUACUGAUAAAUCUGUGAGGAACUAAUCAGCCUCAUUCAGUCCAGUUUACACGGUGGGACUCAUCAUUACUGUAUGUGGCUGCUGUUAAUAAGAGUUAAUUAAUUAAUGUGAGGACCUGAGUUAACCUCUUCUGUCGCCGUGUUGAUACUAAAUAUUAAGAAAGAUGUUUAAACCUGAAAACAGAAUAACAAUGUUUGGAUAAAGUGGAGCUUCAGGUUAGGCAGGAUUUUAAACUAAUUUUGUGGAAUAUUUUAACUGUUUAUAACCAAACGAGAAGUGUAGUUUAUCAUUUCUUAGUAUCUGCCAUCCAGCUGUGACUUUAGAGCAGCAACUAAUGAUUAUUAUUGAUGAAUCUACCAGUUACAACUGUAAAAUGUUAGAAACUGGAGACUCAUUUUGUCCAUCCAGCAGUCAAAAACCCCAAAAUAUUCUAUUAAUAAUGAUAUAAAACGGAGAAAAGCAACAAUUUGUCACAUCUGAGUAGCUGGAAACGGAGAAUAUUUGGCAAAUUUUACUUGAAAUAUACUAACUGUGAUGAAUCCGUCAUCAAAAUUAAUUAACUAAUCGUAUCAGCUAUAGUCGGCGUAACAAAAAAUCUAUUCAGCAUCUGUUUCCAUCAAGAGAACUGCAGCUUCUGUAAUCAAGAUCUUGUUCGACUAUAAAGUCUCAUGAUAGAGGCGUCUUAUUUUGAAGGAAUAGUUUGACACUGACGACCGCUGGUCGCCAACAAAUAUCUCCAGCACGUAAACUCCUAUGACAUUUUUAAUUCCUGUUUUUGUACUGAUAAAACGAUCGAGAUGCAACAUCUUAAUUAGUUUUUUUUAAACUUUGGAUAGAGCCAGGCUAACAGUUUCCCCGUUUCCAGUCUUUAUGCUGAGCUACGCUAAUCGUCUCCGGACUCCAGCUCAGUACUAAAAAUACAAACACGUUUUCACUUCCAUCUCGUCAAAAACAGACGCUUGGUCAGUGGCCCUGCGUUUCAAACUGUGACGCUCUAGUGGCAGUUUUGUACGUAAGCUACGUAAUACCUCAGCUGCUAUGUCAGUUAAGCGUCUAAUAGUGAAGAUGGGUUUACAUUGUAGUUGAAAGCCCGGUGUGUCUCAUACAGAUGCUAAAGGCUGCAUCGGUAUGAGAAGGCGAGGGCCACUGAUCAAGAGGCGGUAUUUGGGAGUGAGAACGAGUUGAACGCAAACGUGAGCGGUUAUCAAUCGUCUCGUCUCGCUCUCAGCAAGAAAGCAUCUUUCCCAAAAUGUCAAACUAUUCUUUAACGACAACGUUAUUUGUUAUUUUGUUUUGUCAACACAUACUUUCUAGAAUUUAAAGAGCGUCUCUAACUCUGGUACAUCAGGAUGUUCCACCAUAUUUAUGUUACUCUCACGAAUGUAUUUGUCUGCUGUCAGUUUUAUUCUUUAUUAUAUUAUUUGGUCUGUCUGGUGGAGUGAAGGCCUUUAAACAAUGAUGCUGCAACGUUAUCAGUUAUUUGUUAAACCUGGUUCUAACAAUCUUAAUGUUUUUACAACAUUUCAGCUUUUCCGAUUCAGUUUUUUCCGUCUGGAUAAAAGCAGCGUCAUCGAGAACACGACACUGAAGAAAAGUCUUGUGUUCUCGACUUCUGUCUUUCCGCUGCGUUUUUUUUCCUUGUGCAAAUUUAAAAUAAAUAUUUGUUUUUGUCGUGCACACACUGCCCUCUUCUUCAGCUACCUAACCGACGUUCUGCGGAGAUGUUUCCUCGUUGUUCAGUGUUUCGUCUUUGUGGAGGACACUGGGUGGGUCCAGUUGAUGGUACAGAUCUCUUGAGAAACCAGUGAACAGAAACUUCCUGCUGAAGAAGAGUAAACUGGUGAUGGAGAGUUUGACAGUAAAAACAGUGACAUCUGCUGGUCAAACUGCUGCUUUGCAUUUAUUCUCACUGCUGUCAUCUUGGAUGUUUUGUUCAAUAAAGGUCAAAUUAUGUUAACUGAA
This is a messenger RNA of Sebastes umbrosus (honeycomb rockfish), 4797 nucleotides long. It is a transcript of the gene crlf3, whose product is annotated as cytokine receptor-like factor 3. The transcript has 9 exons. Bases 160 to 1497 code for a protein of 445 amino acids. The record is from RefSeq and is a predicted model, not a curated record. Lineage: Eukaryota; Metazoa; Chordata; Actinopteri; Perciformes; Sebastidae. Gene Ontology annotation, molecular function: protein binding.